CACACACACACACACACAACCUCUCUCUCCACACUCUCAGUCUGUCCCCACAGAGAGCCCGGAUAUCACUUGUCCACACUUCUCUGGCGAUAUGAGGAAGCUGCUGGCCACCACGUCUUUGUCUCUACUGCUUCUAGCAGUUCCCUGCUGCACACUGGCUGAUCAACCCAAGGCUGUUGUGGUUCUGGACCCACCUUGGGACCACAUCCUAGAGAAGGACCGUGUCGAGCUCAUGUGCCAGGGUCCCCCUGGUCCCAAGGACUACUUCACUCAAUGGUGGUUCAACAGCAGUGCCCUGGCCCAACAGACGUCCUCAUAUGUGAUCACUGCCGCCAGAAUCCAGGACAGCGGUGACUACAGCUGCCAGACAGGGCUCUCGGCUCCCAGUGACCCCCAGCAACUGCAGGUGCACAAGGGCUGGCUGCUGCUGCAGGCGUUGCCCUGGAAGGUCCGUGUGGGGGACCCCAUCCGGCUGCGCUGCCACAGCUGGACGAACCGGCUGGUGACCAAGGUCGUCUAUUACCACAAUGGCACAGGCCGUCGCUACUUCCAUAUAAACGAGGAGCUGAACAUCUCAGCUGCAGUGCCUGCUGACAGCGGCUCCUACUUCUGCCGGGGCCUCAUCGGGCGUCUCAAUGAGUCCUCUGCAACGGUACACAUCCUCGUGGGAGAUCUCUCCAUUCCCUCCCCCUCCCCAUCCACCUCUUUCCCCUCCUCUGCCCCCUGGUACCGCAUCGCCAUCAGCUUGGCAGCGGGAUUCCUGUUCACACUGAACACAGGGCUCUGCUUUUCCGUGUGGAGCGACCUUCGACGGUUACUGAGGGCCAAGCAGACAGAGCAUGUCCUAUGGAACCGGGAACCUCAAGACAAAUGAGGCCUCAGGAGUGUCUGGACACUCCCCAAGCCCUCUCCUCUUCCCUCCUCAAAGGCAGCUCUGGCGAAACCUCAAGAACCGGCCCUCAUCCCAGGGCCAUGAGGCAUGGGCUGGGUUGGCCAACUGGCUCCUAAUACUGACUGCUAAUACCAGGGUCCCUUGCUGGGUGAAUUCCGGAACCCAAAGACUACCACCAGAACUAACCUCCACUAUCAAUACCCCAGCACAGCUGGGGGUAGAAGCACCUUUGAGCACCACACUCAGGAGAGGACAAGAGCAGUCUCU
Molecule: messenger RNA, 1159 nt
Organism: Suncus etruscus (white-toothed pygmy shrew)
Lineage: Eukaryota; Metazoa; Chordata; Mammalia; Eulipotyphla; Soricidae
Product: low affinity immunoglobulin gamma Fc region receptor III-A-like
Exons: 5
Coding region: 92-874 (260 amino acids)
Biological process (GO): regulation of immune response; cell surface receptor signaling pathway
Molecular function (GO): transmembrane signaling receptor activity
Source: RefSeq, a predicted model, not a curated record